Messenger RNA from Danio rerio (zebrafish), 10387 nucleotides. NCBI's taxonomy places the organism in Eukaryota, Metazoa, Chordata, Actinopteri, Cypriniformes, Danionidae. The record is from RefSeq and is a predicted model, not a curated record.
UGUUCCCAGUCUACUGUAAUUAAACUUUCUGAAACUUCGCGUCAGUCCGCUGUUGCUGCUCCGCCAGCACACGUUGUCAGUCUUCUCCACACUGCAGACUGGUUUCUAAGAUAUAUCACUAAUAAUAAUAACAACAAUAAUAACAAUGUACGGUAAUGACACUCUGCUGCUUUUCCUGACUUAUCUUCUCUUUUGCAUUGGAUUGAAGGCAACAUCAGUGCAAUCUGCCAUGUACGAGACAGAUGUGGUCGUGCCACAGGAGCUGCAGCCGGGUGAGAUGCACCUGCUUUCGGGAGGUAACAGGUGGAGCAGAGGCCGCAAACGCCGCUCGGACCCUCAGCAGGAGGACCAUCUGUUUCUGCGCCUUCCGGCUUUUGGUAAGGAGCUGUACUUGGAGCUCCAGAGAGAUGCCUCUUUCCUCACUGAGGGGUUUGUGACAGAGGAGAGGAGGGAGGAGGGCAGUGUUCAGCAUGAAUCUCUUCCAAAGGUCCGCCGGUGUUUCUAUACUGGAGCCAUUCUUAAUCACACGGACUCCUUCGUCUCGCUGGACACGUGUGGAGGACUGACUGGCUUGGUUCAGACUGCAGAGGAAAGACUGUUCAUCGAGCCAGUGGGCCAGGCCGCAGAUUCCUUCUCUGGCUGGGAGCACAGAGUGAUCCGGGAAAAGCAUUCUUCACCAGACGGACCUGCUCCCGCUGCAGACGGCAGAGAACAAUUCUGCCAAAGCAUCCACGGUGUAUAACAUGUUUCAGCACCAGAGUUUGGGUUUGAGGCUAAACAUCCGAGUCACCAAGCUGGUACUCCUGCACAACCGUCCAGAAAAGCUGAAGGUGGGUCAUCAUGGAGAAAAAGCCCUGGAGAGCUUCUGUCACUGGCAGCACGAGGAAUAUGGCGCCCGAUAUCUAGGAAACAAUCACGUUCCCGGCAGCAGAGAUGACCCUCCUCCUGUGGACGCGGCUGUGCUGGUCACCAGAACAGACUUCUGCGUCCACAAAGAUGAGCCUUGUGACACAGUUGGAAUCGCGUAUCUGGGCGGCACCUGUAGCUCCAAGAGGAAGUGUGUGCUGGCGGAGGACAACGGACUCAACCUGGCCUUCACCAUCGCUCAUGAGCUCGGACACAACAUGGGCAUGAGCCAUGAUGAUGAUCAUGCCAGCUGCACUGGCCACUCUCACAUCAUGUCUGGCGAAUGGGUGAAAGGGCGUAACCCCAGCGACCUCUCCUGGUCCACCUGCAGUCGGGAUGACCUGGAGAAGUUCCUCAGGUCUAAAGCCAGUGGUUGUUUGCUGCACACUGAUCCCCGUAACCGAUAUCUCGUCCGUCUGCCAGCCAAACUGCCCGGGAUGCACUACAGCGCUGAUGAGCAGUGCCAGAUCCUGUUCGGCACCAACGCCACUUUCUGCACUGAUAUGGAGCACCUGAUGUGCGCUGGUCUCUGGUGUUUAGUGGAAGGAGACACGUCAUGCAAGACCAAACUAGAUCCUCCGCUGGACGGCACAGAAUGCGGAGCUGAUAAGUGGUGCCGGGCCGGUGAGUGUGUCAGUAAGACGCCAAUCCCGCAGCAUGUGGAUGGAGACUGGAGUCCCUGGAGCACGUGGAGCAUGUGCAGCCGGACGUGUGGCACAGGAGCACGCUUUCGACAGAGGAAAUGCGACAACCCGCCGCCCGGUCCAGGAGGAAAAUACUGUCAGAAGGCCAGUGUUGAGCAUAAAGUGUGUGAGGGUCCGCCGUGUACAAAGGGUCUGCCUACAUUUAGAGACCAGCAGUGUCAAUCUCAUGAGCGACAAGCCAGUAAGAAGAGCCAGAUGUGGACAGCGGUCAUCGAUGAUGAAAAGCCGUGUGCUUUGUAUUGCACACCCGUCGGCAGUGAUUCCCCAGUGUUAGUGGCAGAACGGGUGCUGGACGGGACGCCAUGUGGACCUUAUGAGAGCGACCUGUGUGUGAACGGAAAAUGCCAGAAAAUCGGCUGUGACGGCAUCAUCGGAUCAUCUGCGAAAGAAGACAGAUGCGGCGUCUGCAACGGUGACGGCAAAUCCUGCAGGAUCGUCAAAGGAGACUUCAACCACUCCAAAGGAAUGGUCCCUCAUAGCCUUUGUAAGAAGGUUUCCACAUGCGUGAUGUCAAAACCCAGAGCUGUUCUCAAGUGUUUCUCAUGCUACAUCGAGGCGGCUGUGAUUCCAGUGGGAGCUCGGAGAAUCAAAGUGGUGGAGGACAAACCGUCACACAGUUUUCUGGCUCUGAAGGACUCCAGCAAGAGAUCCAUAAACAACGACUGGAAGAUUGAGCUGCCCGGGGAGUUUGAGCUCGCUGGCACCACGGUGCGCUACGUGAGGAGAGGAUUGUGGGAAAAGAUGUCCGCCAAGGGACCCACUAAAACUCCACUCCAUCUCAUGGUUCUGCUGUUCCAUGAUCAGACGUAUGGGAUCCACUAUGAGUAUACAGUGGCUCUGAACCACUCUCAGGAGAACAGCAGUGAUCUGGUGAAGGAGCCCGAGCACAUGUACCUGUGGACCCACAGCAGCUGGGAGGACUGCAGCGUGCACUGCGGAGGAGGAGAGAGACGGACUGUGGUGUCUUGCAUGAGAAUCAUCAAUAAGACCAUGACUCCAGUAAACGACAGCUCCUGUCAGGUGGAGAACAAACCCUCGCCUCAGAUCCGCCAGUGUAACAUCCACCCCUGCCAAUACAGGUGGGUGACUGGUGAUUGGACGCAGUGUUCGUUAACCUGUGGUAAAGGCUUGCAGCAGAGGGAAGUCGGCUGCAUUUACCAACUGCAAAAUGGCACAUAUAUUCCCACCAGAGACCUGUACUGUCUGAGCUCCAAACCGGCCAGCGUUCAGCACUGCGAGGGACGUCACUGCCUCACCGUGUGGGAGGCAUCCGAAUGGUCGCAGUGUUCCUCUGAAUGUGGACACGGCAGCAGGAGGCGGACGGUGACCUGCACUAAUCCUCAUGGUCUCUGUGACCCUGUGUCCCGUCCCGCUGAGGUGGAGGCCUGCGAGGACCACUCCAAAUGUUACGAGUGGAAGACCGGCGAAUGGUCCAAGUGCUCGUCAUCAUGUGGGCGGGGCUUGCAGUCCAGAGUGGUCCAAUGCAUGCACAGAGUGAGUGGUCGCCACGGCAGCGACUGUCCAGCAGUGCUGAAGCCGGCGACGUACAGACAGUGUCAUCAGAGCACCUGUAACGCCAGAGGGAACAUCAACACAAUCACCUCUCCAAGACUGGCUGCAUUGACGUAUAAGUGCGUGGGCGAUCAGUGGGCGGUUUACUGCAAGGUGAUCCGGGAGAAGAACCUGUGCCAGGACAUGCGCUGGUACCAACGCUGCUGCCAGACCUGCAGAGACUUUUACACCAACAAAAUGCCCCCCAAGAGUUAAUGAGCCCGGCACAGCCACACAUAGAGCUUUAUUUUUGCCUUUCUCAUUUGUACUGUUGAGAAUAAUGUUUUAUAUUCUUUUAAAAAGUUAUAAUGUGUAAAUGAAAGCAGCGGACAGACAUUUCCAAGCAGAACGUUUCUAACUAUGCAGAUUUUGAAGGCACUGAGGUUUGUCUCCACCUAAGUAUGUGUUGGCCGUGUGUUUGCGUACUUGAGUAACGUUUAGUUCUUGUUUUUGGACUUGAAGGUUUCUUGUUUUGCUGUAAUCCACUCUUUGCCCCUGGAAAUGAGUUUUUUAGUAUCAUGUUGCACUGUGGGUAAAGCUAAUUUCACCAGAUAUCCAGCUGAGGUUGCUUUUUUAAGGCCACUGGUUGGCCAUUAACUGAUGGACUUUAACAAUCUUUUGUCUUGCUUUUACUUUAAUUAUUUUACUAUUUUAGUAACUUCUGUUGUCAUGUUCGCUCUUGCACCCAAAACCUAGUGAGCUUUCUUGGUCCUUUAUUCCCUAUUAGUUUUGGAAUUUCUUUAUAAGCCAUAAAUAUUUGAAUAAAUUGGCAAAUAAACUUUUAACAAAUCAUAGGAGUCAAAUUUUGCCAAUAAGUUAAGAAUCAAAUGGAUUAUACACAGUGUAUAUAUAUAUAUAUAAUUGUUCUGUUUUUAAUCCAUCAGCUUGGAUGUUCUCUUUUUCCUGAACUUGUUGUAGUGCAUUUCAUUAAUGCAUUUGAUAAAUAAAUUUUUUACAUUGCACUUCAUGCAAGCUCCUUCCCUUUAAAGUGCCCCUAUUAUGCAUUAUAAUAGGUCAUAAUUUGGUUUUGGAGUCUCUAACAACAGGCUGAUCUGCAUGUAAGAUCAAAACACUUUCAUUGUUUUUUAAUAUGCAUCCCAACGACUCCCAUAUGAUUUGUUCCAAACCCCUCUUUUGUGUGAUGGUAAUCUGCUGUGAUUGGUGACUGGUGACCCAGUCUGUUGUGAUUAGUCCAGUAACCCAGUGUGUUGUGAUCGGUCCGUUGACCCAGUCUUUUGAGAUGGGUCCGAUGACCUAGUAUGUUGUGAUUGGUCUUAUGACCCAGUCUUUUAAGAUUGGUCUGAUGACCCAGUCUUUUAAGAUUGGGCCAAUGACCCUGUUGUAAUUGGUCCACUGACCCAGUUUUUUUUUACGAUUGAUCUGAUGACCCAGUCUCUUGUGAUUGGUCUGAUGACCUAGUCUGCUGUGAUGGGUCUGUUGACCCAGUAUUUUGAGAUGGGUCCAAUGACCCAGCCUGUUGUGAUUGAUCCGAUGACCCAGUUUUUUUGUGAUUAGACUGAUGACCUGGUCUUUGAGAUAGGCCCAAUGACUCGGUCUUUUGUGAUUGGUCCGAUGACCCGGUCUUUCGAGAUGGGUCUGAUGAUCCAGUCUUUUGAGAUUGGUCUGAUGAUCCAGUCUUUUGAGAUUGGUCUGAUGAUCCAGUCUUUUGAGAUUGGUCUGAUGACCCAGUCUUUUGACAUUGGUGCUAUAACCCAGCCUUUUGAGAUUGGUCCGAUGACCUAGCCUUUUGAGAUUGGUCCGAUGACCCAGCCUUUUGAGAUUUGUCCCAUGACCUAGCCUUUUGAGAUUCGUCCGAUGACCUAGCCUUUUGAGAUUGGUCCGAUGACCCAGCCUUUUGAGAUUUGUCCCAUGACCCAGCCUUUUGAGAUUUGUCCCAUGACCCAGCCUUUUGAGAUUGGGCCAGUGACCCACUCUUUUGAGAUUGGGCCAGUGACCCUGUUGUGAUUGGCCCAAUGACCCAGUCUGUUGUGAUUGGCCCAAUGACCCAGUCUGUUGUGAUUGGCCCAAUGACCCAGUCUGGUGUGAUUGGUCCCAUGACCCAGUCUGGUGUGAUUGGUCCAAUGACCCAGUCUUUUCUGAUUGGUCCAAUGACCCAGUUUGUUGUGCUUGGUCCAAUGACCCAGUCUGUUGUUAUUGGUGCCAUGACCCAGUCUGGUGUGAUUGGUCCCAUGACCCAAUCUGAUGUGAUUGGUCUAAUGACCCAGUCUUUUGUGAUUGGCUCAAUGACCCAGUUUGUUGUGCUUGGUCCAAUGACCCAGUCUGUUGUUAUUGGUGCCAUGACCCAGUCUGGUGUGAUUGGUCCAAUGUGCCAGUCUGCUGUGAUUGGUCCAAUGACCCAGUCUGUUUUGAUUGUGUCUAAAAACAGCUGGUUCAAGAAUCCAGUCUUUCUAAAGCCUAUCUUUCUGAGAGCCAGCUCUACUCUGAUUGGUAAGAUGGUGGGCACAUUCAGUUUUCAUUGGUCAAAAACAAAUGUUUAUUAAUUUCAACAUAUAUAUUUUAUAUAUUUAUAUAUUAUAUAUUUAGGUUGAUUUUACCUUUUGGAGUGGGAAAUCAUCACUAAACAGACUGUAAACUGGCAUCAUGCUGAUUUUAUUUUUCAAACUUGUACAGGAAGAAAGACUGGAAUUACAGACGAAUCAUUUCAUGCAUUUUCUGCACUUUGGACAUUUUUUAGACCUUACUCAUUCACCAAAAUUAAUAAAACAGUGACAAAAUAUAAGAUAUAAAAAGCAUACAUGGGGCACUUUAAGAAGGCUGGAAAUAUAAACACAAUUAUGGUGCUUGUUUUCUUUUUUUAUUUUGGAGCCUGACAAUCUUUUCUCACUGCACAAAUGAACAUUCUCAGAAAAGCAAACAGGCAAUACUGUUUUGGAAGAAAAAAAGAUUGUUUUUCGUUUUGUGGUGCACUGUUACUCUACGAUGUAGUGAAAUCAGGGUACAGAAAGUGUUGUGUAUGUGUGUAAUCUAUUAGUUUGGUGCUGCAGAGACACACUUGAUACACUUGCAAAUUUCUUUGUGAUCAAUUCUGUCUUCAUUUAUAAAAGAAUAAUGCCUUCAUUUAUUAUGUAAUUAUUGUAGUUCUCAUUUUGUGCAAUAGAGGCAGCACAUAUACAAACAUAUCCCAUGUAUACUGAAUAAUAACGACAACAUUUGUAGCAUAAAAAUGAUAAUAUGUGAUCAUGGACCACAAAACCAGAAACAUAGUCUGACAGUUCAGUAUAAUUUAGUUAUAAAGAAAUAAAUAAUCCAUUCAUGUAAGGUUUGUUAGGACUGGACAAUAUUUGAAUAUUUAAAUUUGAAGUAAAAAAACAAAAACAAAUACAAUUAUAAAGAAAAUCAUCUUUAAAGGUGACUUAUUAUGCAAAAAUCAAUAUUAUAAGGGGUUUAAACAGUUGUGUGGCAACAGUCUGUGAAUAUAACAAGCUUCUAGCAGUAAAUAUUUAUUUUAUGUUUUAUAAUAACCCUUGAUAAAAACAGGCUGCAGAAACACUGACACAUUCUCAGUUUGCACGUGUCAUUAGAUGGGAAAAGCCCCGCACAUAAGAUACAAUCUCUCCCUCAUUAGUAUCGUGUUAGUCUUGUCAUUGAAUCUGCCACUAUGCUGACACACAGGCAUUUGUAGCUCUACCCUCUUUUGAAAGGAGCACAAUCUCAUUUGAAUUUAAAGAGACUGUCACCAAAACGGCACAAUUAGGAUCAAAGCCUAAAAGAAACAGUUUCAAAGAGUUAUAAAUCAUUAUUUGAGUGCUAUUUUGAGCUGAAACUUCACAUACACAGUCUAGGGACAUAAUGAGGCUGGUUUUGUGCUCCAGGGUAACAUGUCUGGAUACAACUUACAUGAGUUUACAAGGUACUUCAGAUACAAGAGUCAGAAUGUGGCCAGAAAAUGUGAAACUUUAAGUUGCUAUUUCAUAAAAUAACCCAAUGGCUGGAGUUGCACAUGUGUGUGGGAGAGAGAGGCUCUGUUUCAAAAUCUACUGAGUCGCCUACAUAGGGAGAAUCAUAAAUGAAAUGAAGCCUAAUACGUGAAAAAAAUAAACUGUGCAAUUAUGCAACAAUAGCUAUGUUUCCAUCCAAAAAUCAAUAGGUCGGGGGGGUUCAAUUUCACUAUAUGAAAGUGUAUGUGACAGGUCUGAUUUGAUGCGUUUACGGGAGUCGCUUUUUGAAUGUUCCUUUCAUGAUCCCGUCUUGUUAUUGUACAUAGAUUGAUUAACGUCAUUGCGUCACCACACUAUCCAUGUUUCCUCCAGAGUUUCAUAUAAUUUCAGGUGUUUCAUUUUUAAUUUUUUGACUUUAACUGCCGUUUCACUUUCAUUCAGGAACAUUUCAUUCAUGCCCCCAUGACAAACAGGUAUUUGUUGCGAGCGUUAAGGACUGGUGGGAGAGUGCUCUUUCAAUGGAAUUUGAUACUGCACGUUAAAUUGAAAGAAAAAACCUCCGCAUUUCAUGACGCAGGUGUCUGUGGUCCUUUAAGGCAUGGCCGGUGCAUUCCUAGAGGCAACUUAGGCGGCCGCCUAGGGUGGCAGAAUAGUGAGGGCGGUGUCCCCCGGUCCUCCCUUUCAUGCGCGACACCCUUUCUCUUCCUCCAGGUCCUCACUUUCAUCCACGAAACGGUCACUUUUUUACUUUUGGGUUGAGGGCGGCAGUUCAGCUUGCUCCGGCCCUGCUUUAAGGUAAUAAAAAAAUCACAGUUUACAUGGUAGUCUAGACUCCUAAUCAGAGUAUUGAGUGCCAGAUCAGCUUGCUCCGGCCCUGCUUUAAGGUAAACUGUAAAAAAUCACAGUUUACAUAGUAGUCUAGACUCUUAUAGUAUUGUCUUAAUCACAUUAAAAUCGGAGCAUUGGUGUCCAUGUACAAACUCAUUGAAAGUGCCAGCUGAUGCCGCAAGCUUUCAGAGACAGUGCACUCCUCUGCCUUUAAGUUGAGUCCAUGAGCCCUCACAUGUGUCAUUGAGUUUGACGUGUUCCCCUCACAUGCAACUUUUGUAAAGCAUCUGCUUCACGUUGCUGUGUCAGAAUCCUUGCUUGUUGACCAGCUGACCACUUACCUCCAUGUGGACUGCUUUCCCGCAGUUUGUCUAGUGGCUCGGCAUGUACGUUGGAGAAUUUGAGAUGCAGAGAGAAGUUGACCAAGGGCUUUUCUUUUUUUGGAUUGCUUUUUCUGGAAAACGCUGUCAGUUGAGUUUAGGGAAGGAGGAGAGUAGGCCAGUCGAUCUGUCAGUCAGUCGACAAUGGCCUCUGGUGGAUUCGCAAAAACAAAAACCGCAAAAAAACCUAACUCCUGGGACAAAUUUGGCGCUCUCCAGUAUUGUAUAUAAGGGUACGGUAUCAGAAUGAGCCUGGCGUUGGGUUUGUCUAUUGAUGUGUCCCAUCGACGAUUUUUAUUACAUGAUCUGUUAAAAAAAAAUCAGGCAACUUUUUUUAAUGCGCAUGCUGUAAUUUCAUCCUGAUCUCACAAGGAAACGCAGCUAUUUUACAUUUUGUCAGUUUAGUAGCUAAUUCGUGAUGAGUUUAGUCAUAUGAAAAUGUUUUUUUAAACCCAAUCUUCAUUGGAGGAUCAGCAAAUCUUACUAAAUUGUACGAACGAGAUAAUACGAAUUCAUACAAAUUAGCCACUAAAUCAAAAAGAUAUGAAUUGCCGUGAGAUAGUGUUGGUAAUUUAUUCAAGUAAAUGUGUUUCCAUCAUAGUUUAUGCACAUUUUUUUUCAGAUAAAGUUUAUGCUAAUCAAUUUCAAAAGUUGUUAAUGUACAUUUUCAAAAUGUUUGCACAUCUUGGAAUUUCUAUUAAGCAUCUCUAAUAAUUAUUCAUUCAUUCAUUUUCCUACGAUUAAGUCUCCUAUUUAUCAGGGGUUGCCACAGCGGAAUGAACCACCAACUAUUUCAGCAUAUGUUUUACCGACGGAUACCCUUCCAACCACAACCCAGUUCUCGGAAACACCCAUACACUCUCUCAUUCACACGCACUCAUACACUGCGACCAAAUUAGUUGAUUCUGAUCACCUGUACUGCAUGUCUUUGGACUGUUGGGGAACAGAAGAACGAAGAAACCCAUGCCAACACGAGGAGAACAUGCAAACUCCACACAGGAAACUCGAACCAAUGACCUUCUUGCUGUGAGGCGACAGUGCUAACCACUGAGCCAGAGAGUAGUACUUUUAAAGUUCGUGGAUGAAAGUGAGGACCGGGAGGAAGAAAGAGGGUGUCGCGAAUCAAAGUGAGGACCAGGGGGGUCGCAGACACCGCCCUCACUGUUCUGCCACCCUAGGCGGCCGCCUAAGUUGCCUCUAGGGAUGCGCCGGCCCUGCCUUAAAGAACCACAGACACCUGCGUCAUGAAAUUAGUUUUUUUUUUCUUUCAAUUCAACGUGCAGUAUCAAAUUCCAUUCAAAGACCACCAGUCCUUGCUUAACGCUCGCACAAAAUACCUGUUUGUCAUGGGGGCAUGAAUGAAAUGUUCCUGCAUGAAAGUGAAACUGAUUUCAAAGUUUAAGUACUCGGAAACACCCAUACAGUCUCUCAUUCACACACACUCAUACACUGCGACCAAUUUAGUUGAUUCAGUCCACACAUACUGCAUGUCUUUGGACUGUUGGGGGAACCGAAGCACGAAGAAACCCACGCCAACAUGAGGAGAACAUGCAAACUCCACACAGAAAACUCGAACCAGUGACCUGCUUGCUGUGAGGCGACAGUGCUAACCACUGAGCCACCGUGCCCUCCUCUAUUAAACAUAUCUCUUCUUCAGCAAGGGAUAGUGUACAUAAAAUAGUUGGAUGGAAACAUAGCUAUUCACACACUCUCAUGCUCACUAGGCUUUGAAACAGUUCAUACAGUACGUGUGUUUUUAGACCUUGGCUUCAAUCUACCAAGGAUACAACUGGUGCUAGACACAUUUCACUACUGUGAAAUUCAGCAGUUUUCUCACAUUUUGUUCUUUCUGUAUGUAUUUAAAUGUUCUUUUUUUUUAUAUGUGUUGGGAUUAUUUAAUACAUAUUGUAACCAACUGCUUCUGUCAGAACAGUUUUUUUUUUGUGCAACUUCAAGUUCCAGGUAUAGUGAAUAUUGCUUCUGUAUUCCAGUACUGUAUGUCAGUAGUUGCUCACACGAUUGGUACUCAAACUGCCACUUUUGAUGGUGCUAAUUUGAACAUGUCGGAUUGUUCAUAUGAAAAUGUCAUUUUAAUAAAUUUAUAUCCUGUAUUAUCACA